Messenger RNA from Colius striatus (speckled mousebird), 3311 nucleotides. RefSeq names its product ATP-dependent RNA helicase DDX19B. Gene Ontology annotation, cellular component: nucleus; cytoplasmic stress granule. The record is from RefSeq and is a predicted model, not a curated record. Bases 88 to 1527 code for a protein of 479 amino acids. Gene Ontology annotation, molecular function: ATP binding; RNA binding; RNA helicase activity. NCBI's taxonomy places the organism in Eukaryota, Metazoa, Chordata, Aves, Coliiformes, Coliidae. Gene Ontology annotation, biological process: poly(A)+ mRNA export from nucleus. The transcript is spliced from 12 exons.
UGCUGGCGGCGGCGCAGGCGCCCUCCCCGCGCCCGGCGCCAUUGCGGCUGGAAGCGGCGAGCCCGGCGCCAGCGCCCCGGCCCGGACAUGGCCACCGACUCCUGGGCCUUGGCCGUGGACGAGCAGGAGGCGGCGGCCGAGUCGUUGAGCAGUUUACACCUGAAAGAAGAAAAACCCAAACCAGAUGCCAAUGGUGCUGUCAUCAAGGCUGACGACAACGUAGAGAAGACAGAGGAUGAGGAGAAGGAGGACAGAGCUGCCCAGUCCUUGUUGAACAAGUUAAUCCGCAGUAACUUGGUAGACACGACGAAUCAAGUGGAGGUGCUGCAGAGGGAUCCCACUUCGCCUCUCUACUCCGUGAAGUCUUUCGAGGAGCUGCGGCUGAAACCACAGCUCCUGCAAGGAGUCUAUGCCAUGGGAUUCAACAGACCAUCUAAGAUACAGGAGAAUGCCCUGCCCAUGAUGCUUGCUGAACCCCCACAGAACCUGAUUGCACAGUCUCAGUCCGGUACUGGCAAGACAGCUGCCUUUGUCCUGGCCAUGCUCAGUCGUGUUGAACCUGGGAACAAGUAUCCACAGUGUUUGUGCCUUUCCCCAACGUAUGAGCUGGCACUUCAAACAGGAAAAGUGAUUGAACAGAUGGGAAAGUUUUAUCCGGAGCUGAAACUCGCCUAUGCCGUGCGAGGCAACAAAUUGGAGAGAGGUCAGAAGAUCUCGGAGCAGAUCGUAAUCGGCACACCGGGCACUGUGCUGGACUGGUGUUCCAAACUGAAAUUCAUAGAUCCCAAGAAAAUCAAAGUGUUUGUCUUGGAUGAGGCUGAUGUGAUGAUAGCAACCCAGGGCCACCAGGACCAGAGCAUCCGCAUUCAGAGAAUGCUCCCCAGAGACUGCCAGAUGCUUCUGUUUUCAGCCACUUUUGAGGAUUCCGUGUGGAAGUUUGCUCAGAAAGUUGUUCCUGACCCAAACAUUAUCAAACUGAAGCGAGAGGAGGAGACUCUGGACACUAUUAAGCAGUAUUAUGUUCUGUGCAAUAACAGAGAUGAGAAGUUUCAGGCUCUCUGUAACAUCUACGGCGCUAUCACCAUUGCCCAGGCCAUGAUCUUCUGCCACACUCGGAAGACAGCGGCCUGGCUGGCAGCGGAGCUCUCCAAGGAAGGCCAUCAGGUGGCACUGCUGAGCGGGGAAAUGAUGGUGGAGCAGCGAGCAGCUGUGAUAGAGCGUUUCCGAGAGGGCAAGGAAAAGGUGUUGGUGACCACGAACGUUUGUGCCAGAGGGAUUGAUGUAGAGCAGGUCUCUGUUGUUAUCAAUUUUGACCUUCCUGUGGAUAAAGAUGGAAACCCAGAUAAUGAGACUUAUCUGCACCGGAUUGGACGUACAGGUCGCUUUGGCAAGCGAGGGCUGGCUAUUAACAUGGUGGACAGCAAACACAGCAUGAAUAUUCUCAACAGAAUCCAGGAACAUUUCAACAAAAAGAUAAACAAACUGGAUACUGAUGACUUGGAUGAGAUUGAGAAGAUAACUAACUGAAGCACAGCUGCUGGAAGUGGUGUGUACCCUGCUGUGGAAGCUCUCCCACUACAAUUGGAUCAGAUUGGCACGUCUCGGCUAGUCCCGAAAAGGACUUUUUAAGAUACGAAUACACCAAAAUUACCUCAUUUAAAACAAAUUGCAGUUGGACUUUUAAAUUGUGCAACUAAGGGGAGGAAGGAGGAAAUGUUUACAGAAGCUUUUAACGUUUCUUAGUUUAGCCUUAAAAUGGGAUGAUCUUUUGAAUUCUAAGAAAUACAUUUCUCAAACGUUGGGCAAUAUGUAAUUAGCUAAAUCAUUUUAAAACAACCCCCCCCUUAAAAUAGCUUUAUUGCCUUCAGUUGGAAUAAAGGUCAGCAUUAAGCAGAUCACCUAGGUAAAUUUCAACAGCUGAAUAUAUAAUGGACAGAAAACCCAACCCCAAACAAGGCAGCUGGCUUUUGGCUCCAAACUCAACUUGGACAAGAUAGGAUGUCGCUCUCUCUGGCGCUCUCCUGAGCUCUUCUUGAAGACUCAUUUGUGGCUUCCUGAUGGGUUUGCCCUGCUUUUCCUUAACAUAAAUCAUCCUAAGGCUGUCUCCUGUAGCUCCUACUCGCAGACACAGGUGCUGUGUUGCUUUUGCUGGGCAGUUAGUUUGUUUUCUGUUGGUUUGUCCUUGGCUUGUUGGAACGGCCGGGGCUUAGGAGGUGCUCUGAAGGGUUUCACCUCACCACGGUGUUGGGCUGGGAGGGUGAGGGAGGGAGGGGCAGUACAAAGGGAACUGUACUAAUUAAUCUUCUGAAUCAAUUCAUCUCCAUAAAAUGCUAGUGAUGGUUGGAGUGGGGGUUUUGGUCACCUUUAAGGCAGGUGCUGCCAGUUGUAAGAUGCUGCUGUGAAUAACAACCGCUGGGCUGCACCGGUCAGUAACAGCAAUCAGACAAACAAUAAUCAGAGCUUGGAUCAACCAAAAACAACCCCACCUUUAGAACACCAAAUGUACCUGUUGCAGUAUGUUCCAGUACCAGAGUUUUGAGUUGAAUUGCUCAGCCAAAUGGCAGAGGGGAAGCACUCCACUUUCAUUGUGCAAACCAGGGCAUCAGUCCCGGAGAAGGAACAACCAGAGAAGGAAAUGACUGGCAACUUCUGGGCUUGGAGUUGGGUUGGGACCAUUCUCGUGGGCACAGUUGAAAGUCUGUGGGUUGCCCCUCCCCAAGUUUCCAGGAGAAGGAAGCUCCUGAAUUAGAACUUCAGGUGCACAGCUCUUUUUGAGGGUGUGUGGAGGGGGAAGUGGGAUGUGGGUGAGCAGCCAUAGGCCUGCAGGAAUCACUUUCAAAACCGAUGUAUAAAUUGUAAAUUUUAACUAGGACUCUUUCUUUGCAAUUUUGGCCAUCAUAUUCUGUUCAAAGACAGGAACAUGGAUCCUUUUACCAAGUAAAAAACCAAACAAAGGCUCAUUUAAAAAGUACCUAAAAUUUUAGGAAACUGUGCACCCUUUUAUCAAUUUGUACAAAGGCUUUAGUGGAAAAAAAACACAAAAAGAAGAAAAAAAAACAAAGUGAAAAUGCAAACUUUUUGUAUUCUGGGGUGUAUCUAUUUUUAUUCUGUUGGAAACCUAUUUAAAAGUGGCAGGUGAGUGAGUGCUUGCGUGUCGAGUGGAAGACUUGUUUCAAUCACCUACUUUCCUAGUACAGCUGAAUGACCUCGUGACAGCAGAGUCUGGGGUUGAAUUGUCAUGAAAGCUGCUGCUGGUCCCUGUGUGCUGUUUCUAAUGGACUUUUAAUUGGAUUAAAGAACACAUACUGAAA